AGCCGCAGCGCUUCUCAACAAAAUAAUAAACAAAUACUAUGCAAACAACCAAAAGUCACAUAUAGUAUACAAAGCUCUUGUGAGCAAGCAAGCAAAGCAUGAAAUAUCAGCUGUCUCACUGAAAUUGUGCGGUCGUCUUUCUUCUUGUUGUUGUUUUUUGCUAGCCAGACCGCUCUCUCAUUGCGCGAUAAAAAAAGUGCCAUAAAUGUGGGCAUUUCGUUAGAUAAAAGGCGCUAAAGUGUCAAGUUUUUUUAUUCGACCGCUAGACAUGGAGAGAUCUGAUGGUAGCAUUCUGGUGCAGACAGAGAGCGGCCCUGUGGUGGGGCGACGAUGCACGGGCGUCUAUGGCGACGAGUACGUGAGUUUCGAGGGCAUUCCGUAUGCCCGUCCGCCGGUAGGGCGUUUACGUUUUAUGGCUCCGCUGGCGGUGACACCCUGGACGGAGCCCUUGGACUGCAGGUCGCAGGGCCCAAAGCCGCUGCAGUUCAAUCAUUACAGCAAAAAGCUGGAAGGCGUCGAGGACUCUCUUCAUUUGAAUGUGUAUGCCAAGGAGCUGAAGUCAGCAAAACCACUGCCGCUGAUUGUGUUCUUCUUUGGCGGCGGCUUUGAAAAGGGCGAUCCAACCACUGACCUGCACGGCCCCGACUAUUUCAUGAUGCAGGAUGUGGUUGUGGUCACAAUCUCCUAUCGAGUCGGACCCUUGGGCUUUCUCCUUCUCAACGAUCCAGCCGUGGGCGUGCCGGGCAAUGCUGGGCUCAAGGAUCAGGUGCUGGGUCUCCAAUGGAUAACCGCGAACGCUGCCAGCUUCAAUGCGGAUCCGAAUAACGUGACGGCGUUUGGAGAAAGCGCCGGAGCAGCCUCGGUCCAUUAUUUGAUGCUGAAUCCCAAGGCGGAGGGACUGUUUCACAAGGCCAUUCUGCAGUCGGGCAAUGUGCUGUGUACCUGGGCCCAAUGCCCGAUAACCGACAUGCCGCAGCGUCUGGCUGGAAAUCUGGGAAUGGAGAAUGCGAAUACCGCCACCGAUGCCAUGAUCCUGGAUUAUCUGCAAGCCCUGCCUGGGGAGCAGCUCGUGAAGCCGUAUCUCCUAAGUCAGGCCGAGCAUAUGGACGAUUGUUUGUUCCAGUUCGGGCCAAUGGUGGAACCCUACAAAACGGAACACUGUGUGCUGCCUAAGCCGCCGUCUGAGCUGCUGUCCACUGCCUGGGGCAACAAGAUUCCACUGCUGAUGAGUGGCACCUCCUUUGAGGGCCUCCUGAUGUAUGCUCGCGUGUUUGUGGCACCCUAUCUGCUGACCAGUCUGAAGGAUCAGCCCGAGCAUAUGCUGCCGCGGGAGGAGAAGCGCGCCCGGCCCCGGACUAUGGCACGAAGCUUGGGCCAGCGUCUGCGGGCGUUGCAUUUCGGGGAGAGCGCUCUAGCCAUGUCGCCGGAGGGAGUGUUGGCCUACUGCGAGUACGCCUCCUACAAGGUCUUUUGGCUGCCCAUUCUGAGGGUAAUCCGUUCACGCCUGCGUCAAACCUGCUCCUGUGCUCCCACCUACCUCUACCGCUUUGAUUUCGAUUCGCCUACUUUCAAUCAUCAGCGCAUCAAGUAUGUGGGCGACAAGCUCCGUGGUGUGGCCCAUGUGGACGAUCAUUCGUAUCUAUGGUUUGGCAGCUUCGCCUGGAAACUGGACAAGCAUACACCCGAAUAUCUAACCAUCGAACGAAUGAUUGAUAUUGUCACAAGCUUUGCUAGAAGCUCGAAUCCUAAUUGCCCGAAAGUUGCUGAGCAGCUGCCACGCACCAAGGAAUGGCUGCCCUUGGACAGCCGUCAGUCGACGGUGGAGUGCCUCAAUAUUUCGGACAGCAUCAAAAUGAUUGAGUUGCCAGAGCUGCAGAAGCUGAGCGUGUGGGAGAGUAUCUGCAAAAUCAAAGACUAAAUGAGUUUUUCCUAUGUUUUGUAGAAAUUCCAAGUGCAUUAAAAGUCUGUCCAAAUAGUGGACCCCGCUCCACACCAUA
Drosophila guanche is the source of this 1997-nucleotide messenger RNA. RefSeq names its product esterase B1-like. The record is from RefSeq and is a predicted model, not a curated record. The coding region runs from base 269 to 1918 and encodes 549 amino acids. The transcript is spliced from 4 exons. Lineage: Eukaryota; Metazoa; Arthropoda; Insecta; Diptera; Drosophilidae.